Molecule: messenger RNA, 2297 nt
Organism: Phyllostomus discolor (pale spear-nosed bat)
Lineage: Eukaryota; Metazoa; Chordata; Mammalia; Chiroptera; Phyllostomidae
Gene: ZNF346
Product: zinc finger protein 346
Exons: 7
Coding region: 61-996 (311 amino acids)
Molecular function (GO): double-stranded RNA binding; zinc ion binding
Source: RefSeq, a predicted model, not a curated record
UACAUCUCGCGAGACCGAGGUUCAAGAGCGACUCUCGGUGGGUUUGGGCUUGCGGGAAAGAUGGAAUAUCCUGCGUUGGGAACGGUGGAGGCCAAGGACGGCGGAGGGGCCCGGCCCUACAGAAGCUCGGAGGAGCGGGAGGGCCGGGAACCGGACGGGCUGCGAUUCGACCGCGAGAGGGCGUGCCGCCUGUGGGAAGCCGUUUCUGGGGCCCAACCAGUGGGGAGGGAAGAAGUGGAGCACAUGAUCCAGAAGAACCAGUGUCUCUUCACCAGCACACAAUGCAAGGUGUGCUGCGCCCUGCUUAUUUCGGAGUCCCAGAAGCUGGCUCACUACCAGAGCAAAAAACAUGCCAACAAAGUGAAGAGAUACCUAGCAAUCCAUGGAAUGGAGACAUUAAAGGGGGAGACGAAGAAGCUAGACUCAGAUCAGAAGAGCAGCAGAAGCAAAGACAAGAACCAGUGCUGCCCCACCUGUAGCAUGACCUUUUCCUCCCCUGUCGUGGCCCAGUCGCACUACCUGGGGAAGACCCACGCAAAGAACUUAAAGCUGAAGCAGCAAUCCACUAAGGUGGAAGCUCUGUCGAAACGCCUUACGAACCCUCUCCUCGUGGCCUCCUCCUUGGCCUCCUCGCACCAGAGCAGGGAGGUGAGAGACCCAGACAAGUUCUGCAGCCUCUGCCACGCAACUUUCAACGACCCUGUUAUGGCUCAGCAACACUACGUGGGCAAGAAACACAGGAAACAGGAGACCAAGCUCAAGCUCAUGGCACACUACGGGCGGCUGGCAGACCCUGCCGUCACCGACUCAGCAGCCGGGAAGGGCUACCCAUGCAAGACGUGUAAGAUCGUGCUGAACUCCAUAGAACAGUACCAAGCUCACGUCAGCGGCUUCAAACACAAGAACCAGUCACCAAAAACAGCAGUGUCACCCCUGGGCCAGAUUCCAGUACAAAGACAGCCCACACAGAAAGACUCAACUACCUUGGAAGACUAGUGUUUCUGUCCAGCACCCCAAGUUGAAGCGGCCAGGAGCCAGCCUCCCCGUGACCGUGACCAUGACCAUAGUCAGCCCUUGGCUUCCUCUUCCUCCUUUCUUACCCAGGCCUGCAACAGGAGUGGGCCACAGGCUGCCUCGAGGUGGCCCAGGCACACCCACCCCUGCCUCUGCCUGUUGGAAUGGGCCCGUAGACCAGGACAAGGGAAGCAGGGCCCAAGAGGAUGUGGGCACUCACGGGGAGGUAGUUAGAGGAUGGCCUCUCCCCUCCUCCGGCCUUCUGGGCCACGUGUCAUGAGGCUCCAGGCCUGUGUCUCCUCGGCAGGUCACGUUUGGACCAGUCCUCGCAGCUAAACCACUAGGCUCUCCGGGCUUUAGGCACCUCCGGUGAAACCUGACCCUUCUGCCCAGACCUUGGUCUAGGCAGGAAAGGGCAGAUGAACAUGGCUGCCACAUGGGAGCUUGGAACUAAUGUGAUACUCCCCCUGCCCCCAAAAGUGCAGGCUUGCUAAGCCUGGGACCAGAUGCUGGCUGCCGGCCAUUGUACAGGUUGCUUCCCACAGUGAAGUUCCUGCAGCAGUGCCACAGCCUUGGCAGGGCACUGCUGUCCCUCCUGCCCCUCCCCCACAGUUCCUGAAUGGUGCUAAGGACCUGCAGCAGUGGGGACAGGCUGGAGCUGGAGAAGGCCUCAGUACCCAGGGGGAGGAUGGAGAGCUCCAGGGCCCUUUCCCUUCACUGUCUGAGGCCCCUGACCCAGGGUCAGUUGGCAAAGCCCCCACCUGCGUGUUUGCGUGAUGGUUCUGUGCCCUCAAAGGCAGACUGCCCUGGGCCCGCAGCCCUUCAGCUUCCCAGCCCUCUCCUUGUGUGUGUGCAGCAGGCCUCCUGCCCAGGUGGUGCUAGCCUCCCCCACCAUGAGAUUCCUGGGUACCAGGGUGUGGGGUGGGGCCCCCGGGAAAGAAAGGAGGGUUGGAGCAAGUGUCAGCAGUGAGGAGUAAGAUGUUCCCUAGUCCCUUAACCUAGGUUUCUCCGAUGCUGCCGUGUUUUAUGGCCUGGGAUUCACUGGGAGUAGAUUUUUCCUUGUAUCUCUCCAGCAGGAGUCCUAGGGAGUGGCACCAUCUGAGGCCCCCUUCGUUGGGUCAAAAAAGCCCCUAGCUGCUGUCAUGGCCUUCUCCUCCCCCCACGCCCUGCCCCUCGCCUAUGAAACGCCUUCAGUGUUGUGUGUGGGUGUAUGCUUCUGCUCUGUCACGUGGUCACUGGAGCAUCUAAAUAAAGAAUUCCUCGGCCCCAGCAGGCAGCUCAGU